UGCACCCCUUUACGCUUUGACAUCAGCUGUUCUGCCUGCCUACAGAUCAGUGGCAUCUUGUUGGCAGACACAGAAAAGCCAAUCCGACAAAAAGAUGUUAUUUUUAUUAAUCAUCGCGGUCCUCGGAGUGAUGACGCUACUGGUGAUUUUAUUUAAACCACAAAUAAGAAAAUAUGCAGCGGGAGGAGUGUGUCAGUCCACGGCUAAACUGGACGGGAAGACAGUCCUCAUCACUGGAGCCAAUACCGGGAUUGGGAAGGAGACUGCCCUGGACCUGGCAAUGCGAGGGGCUCGGGUGAUCAUGGCCUGCCGAGACGUGGACAAAGCGGAGGAAGCUGCGGCCAGUAUACGAGCUGUGUGUCCCAAAGCGCAGGUGGAGGUUCGGGAGCUCGACCUGGCGGACACCUGCUCUAUACGCGCCUUCGCACAGAAAUUCCUGCGAGAGGUCAACCAACUUCACAUCCUCAUCAACAACGCCGGCGUGAUGAUGUGCCCCUACACAAAAACAGUCGACGGCUUUGAGAUGCACAUUGGCGUCAACCACUUGGGGCACUUCCUGUUGACGUACCUCCUGAUUGGGCAGCUGAAGCGAAGCGCGCCGGCCCGGAUCGUGGUGGUCUCGUCUCUGGCACACAACUUUGGCUGGAUCCGCUUCCAUGACCUUCACAGCCAGGGGAGCUACAACAGCGGAUUAGCAUACUGCCAGAGCAAACUGGCCAAUGUGCUGUUUGCCAGAGAGUUGGCCCGUAGACUCAAAGGCACCAACGUGACGGUGAACUCAGUCCAUCCGGGGACGGUGAACUCUGACCUCACCAGACACUCGACUCUCAUGACGAUAUUCUUCACCGUCUUCUCCAUGUUCCUAAAAACCCCACGGGAAGGAGCGCAGACCAGCAUCUACUGUGCUGUGGCAGAGGAGCUGCACUCCAUCUCUGGGAAACACUUCAGUGACUGCACGCCUGCCUUCGUGGCCCCACAGGGGAGAAGCGAGGAGACGGCGAGGAGACUGUGGGACGCCAGCUGUGAGCUUCUUGGCAUCGAGUGGGACUGACUCAACUUUUAACCACCGUCUGUUGAUCUCAGCUCUCAAAGGAGUCCUUAUUCUUUCUGUUGUCAUUCAUUUCGUUCUGGUUUUGAUGUUCUGUACCUUGAACGUUUCUUACAUAAUAAGCAGUCAGGUAAAACUGUAAGAGGUACUAUAAUGUGAAGUUGCUUUUUUGUGUAAUAAUGCAGUAAUUACAUCAUAAUAACUUGAGUGUUUUUGGUGAUGCAAAACAGUUGCUCAAUCCAAAAACACUCAACUGUAUUAUCAUGUAAGCACACAAUACCUUUUGACUCUUUAUUUUGGUGACACAAUGUGAAUACAGUGCAGGCAAAAAAGCACCUUGAUGUGUUGUAACGCUGUGGGGUGCUGUGAAGGGUCAAGCCAGGGUAAACGACCAGCAUCUUUAUCAACCGUUGUGUUUUUUUUUUGUUUGUUUUAAAUUUAUUUUCUUAAUUUCUCCAGAAUCUGCAGCUAAAUUGUCUGACUCUCGUGCCAGCGUUUCUAAACAACAGCAGGGGUUCUUACUGUGUUUCCAGGUCGAUAACCAAUUAGUAAACCACUGAAGAUCAGCGUCAGUCUGAGCCAUGAUUACUGCUUGAAUUGCAUAGAUGUAUUUUGUGAUAAAUGUAGUCAAUGUAGAUAUUAAGGAGGUUUUUCUAUUUUAACCAAAUCAGAGUUAGAGUCACAUCAUUGGAGUAUUUUUUUUCCCAUCUGCAUUGCCACAAACUGCACAUCCCUGGAGGAGCAACAGUUUUACAUUUAUAAGGAUGUUCCUCAUGCUUCUCUCAUGUUUCUCCUUUCAGCCUUCACACACAAGGCUGCCAAGAGUUUACAUUCUGUGUUUUAUACAAGUACAACAUGCCUUUUACUACAUUUACAUUCAUGUUAAGAGUUGAAUGUUUACAACUGAUGUAAAUAAAUGGGAGUAUUACUACAA
This is a messenger RNA of Scatophagus argus, 1982 nucleotides long. RefSeq names its product retinol dehydrogenase 12 (gene rdh12). Bases 95 to 1051 code for a protein of 318 amino acids. The record is from RefSeq and is a predicted model, not a curated record. NCBI's taxonomy places the organism in Eukaryota, Metazoa, Chordata, Actinopteri, Scatophagidae. The transcript has 7 exons.